Messenger RNA from Panicum hallii, 883 nucleotides. Its product is annotated as protein SENESCENCE-ASSOCIATED GENE 21, mitochondrial-like. The record is from RefSeq and is a predicted model, not a curated record. Gene Ontology annotation, cellular component: mitochondrion. The coding region runs from base 120 to 425 and encodes 101 amino acids. NCBI's taxonomy places the organism in Eukaryota, Viridiplantae, Streptophyta, Magnoliopsida, Poales, Poaceae. Gene Ontology annotation, biological process: response to stress. The transcript has a single exon.
CCCCUCCCCUCGCUCCUCUGCUCCCCACAGCUCACCCGCAGCAGCACCAGAGCACACAGAGAGCACGGGAGAGAGCAGAGCGCCACCGGCCGUCCGAUCCUCCGCGCGAAGCAGAUCAGAUGGCUCUCGCUCUCUCCGGCUCUCCCGCGCUCCGCGCCGCGCUGGCCGCGCUGGCCCCCAGGGCCUCGGCCGCCUCUAGGGGCUACGCGGCGUCGGCGGCGUCCGGGGCCAUGCGGCGCGCGGCGGCCGCGGCGGAGGGCGCCGCCGCGGGGGAGGGCAAGGAGGCCGGGCGAGGUGCCGCCGCCGAGAUCUCGUGGGUCCCCGACCCCGUCACGGGCCACUACCGCCCCGGCAACUGGGCGGCCGCCGCCGACCCCGCCGACCUCCGCGCCGCGCACCUCGCCCGCACCUACGCCCGGGCGUGAGCUCCGCCCGCCCGUCCGUCCGGUAUAACAUACCGACAAAGGGGAAGUGGGGGUGGGGAUCCGUCCGGCGUCGUCGCGCCGCGCCGCGCCGCGCGCGCUGUGCUGACGGCGGCGGCGGGCCGGCAGGCAUGGUCGUGGAGCGGGAAGGCCUCUCGCCGUCUCUCGUCUGGUCGCUGUGGAAUGCUCGACGCCGCUGCAUCAUCUCGGCUUCGACCAAUCGGGAGAUACGGUGCGGUGCAACUGUGCAAGGAGGAGCGACCUCUGGGUCGCCGUGGUGUGCGUGCGUGCGUGCGUGGUGUGGGCUGGACGCCCUGUUCUAGCUUCUAGCUACUGCUCUCCUACCAGAUUCAGAUGUACUACUACUACGCUGCAGAGAGCGAGCAGGGUUUUGCCGCUGUUCUACGUUUGUUAGUUGCUAUCAGUUAUCACCAGAAAUAAAAAGCUGCAGUUUCUUCUAA